Molecule: messenger RNA, 282 nt
Organism: Mesorhabditis belari
Lineage: Eukaryota; Metazoa; Nematoda; Chromadorea; Rhabditida; Rhabditidae
Source: the annotation of a GenBank genome assembly
AUGAAAAGCAAUAUGGAGCUGGAAUGUUGUCAAGAAGCAAUUAGUGUAACCGUCCAGAGAUGCACAAAUUUCAAUCGAAAUUCGCGGCCCACUGGUCAAGAAGUCCUGAAGGAACUUAAAGAAAACAAACAAAUUUUCGAUUCUGUCAACAUGCUUGAGUUUAUGCCACAAUCAAACAUUGAGCGAAAGGAGCGGAUUUGCCCAUAUAAGACCCGAUCAGUCGAUUCGAAAGGGAUGAUGCUAAGUGAAUGGUCGAGUCCACAGAAAGGAUUUGAAGCACAU